Molecule: messenger RNA, 2934 nt
Organism: Olea europaea var. sylvestris
Lineage: Eukaryota; Viridiplantae; Streptophyta; Magnoliopsida; Lamiales; Oleaceae
Exons: 3
Coding region: 217-2550 (777 amino acids)
Source: RefSeq, a predicted model, not a curated record
UUCCGCCUCGAGUCCCUUGAUUGCCACCCUUUUGAAUAAUACUUACCUAAUUUAUAUAUCCAAAAAAAAAAAUCCUCUUUUUGAUCAAGUUCUGAAUUUCCCUUUUCCUUUCUUUUCAUGGUUUCUUUAAUUUUUCAAAGAAAAAAGCUUCCCUUUGGUUGGUUUGUUUCAAAGGUUGAAUAUUCAGUUGAAAUCAAGUUUAAUCAUCAAUGAAAAAUGGGGUGCCGGGCCAUUCACAUGUGGACUUUGAGUGGUUUAGUUGGUGCUUUUCUUGAUCUCGCUAUAGCCUACUUCUUGUUGUGUGCAUCAGCAAUAUCCUAUUUAGCAGCAAAAUUUCUGGGUUUUUUUGGAUUGUGCUUGCCAUGCCCUUGUAAUGGCCUCUUCAUCGCCGCCCCAAAUAGUAAUCACUGCUUACAACGACUGUUAGUUGAUUUCCCAACUCAAACAGUAUCUAAUGUUCAACAUUCUAUGAAGCAAAAGUUCCCUUUCAAUGAUUCCAUUUCGGAAAAUAAUCAAAACGGUAAAGUUAUUAAUGAAAAUGUUAAGGGGAUUCUUGAAAUUGAAGGUGAGGCAUCAUGUAGUUCAUUAUCAGAUGCAAGGAGGUCAAGGAAUGUACCCAGGAGGCAGCUGAAUUUGAGGAAGGAUAGGUCUGAUAUGAAGGGGAAAAGGGUAGUAAAUUAUACAAGAAAGGGUGGAUUUGGAUUGAGGAAGCGUCGAAAAGGGAGUGUUGAUGGUGGGAAUUAUUCAUUGGUUUCGUCAUAUGAUCCUUCCCUGUGUGGCGAGCAAGAUGGUGCUGUUCCUAUGUCUCCUUAUAGUAUCGACAAGAUAGGGAAUGAAUUCAGUGGAGGCAUCUCAUUGCCUCUGGAUAAUGAAGAUGCUACUCAUAACAUUGAAUAUGAUGAGGAGGCUCCCACAAUCAUGGGAUUGAAGCAGGGAGUUUUUGAGAGCAUUCAAUUGGAUAAAUGCCCUGGUGAAGAUAUGUACAUAAGGGAAAAUGUACCAUUUGUUGAAGAUCUAAAAGAGCAUGACCGAGGGGACCUGAGUUCCAAUGGAGAUGAGAAAAAUGCAAUAAGAUUCUUGAAACAGGCGCUUGAAGAAGAGCAUGCUGCUGGUUUGGCUCUUUACCAAGAGCUUGAAAAGGAAAGAAGUGCUGCUGCAACUGCUGCAGAUGAGGCUAUGGCUAUGAUUCUGCGCCUACAGGAGGAGAAGGCAUCCAUUGAAAUGGAAGCUCGGCAGUACCAGAGGAUAUUAGAAGAAAAAUCUGCUUAUGAUGCUGAAGAAAUGGACAUCCUCAAAGAAAUCAUGGUAAGAAGAGAGAGGGAGAAGCUCUUUUUGGAAAAGGAAGUUGAAAUGUAUAGGCAGAUGAAUUGUCUUGAAGACAAACAGUUAGCUCAUGAAAGUGGGGAGAAAAAUGAUCCCCAACUACCUGUUGAUUCUUCAUUUGAUCCAAAUGAGGAUCUUGUUCUGAUGCUGCAUGAGCUUAGCGCGUCUGUUGAAAAGAAGGUAAUGAUAGAAAACAAUGGUUCAGAUGAUAGUGUAUCUAUUGAUAAGCAGAAAUGUAAAGCAGAUAUUGGAAAUGAGUCCCCAGUUCAAGGAUCAUGUGAAAAUGCUAGCUUCCAGAAACAAGAGGACUUAGGCAGACUACCUUUGCAGAUGUCAAUAUGCAGUAGUGAUAGCACUGUGGAGCUUCAGGAGAAAGAGAUGAUAUCCGUAGAUGAUAACUUGUACAUGCUGCCAAGGGACCCUCAAGAAAUUAAUUUUCCAGAGAAAACUAUCCCUUUAGCACGGAAAGAGCACGAGGGAAAUGAGAAAAACCUUUUCCAAAAGAGCAUUUACCCUAGUAAAGGAACUGAGACAGGCGAUCCAUAUGACACUCCACAUUUGACACAGCAUAGGAAUAAUGCAAAUCAUGGAUUUCAUGAUUUGUGUAAUUUAGUUUCUGAAAACGACUCUCAUGUUUAUGAUGUUCAUGUCAUUGGCAAUGGAUCCAACUUCAGUAAUGAUGAAAAUGGAAGCAAAGGUGAACAGUUUUUGGGCACUGAUACUUCAGAAGAUGAUAGGAAAAAUGAUGUUCCCUUGGAGGCCUCUGUUGCAAAGAUGGUUGUUGGUAUCGCCGACUGUCCAGGUACUAGUGGUUUGAACACUGAACUGGACAGUAAGAGAAGCAGUUCAGACAUGACUAGUUGGCUUCCACCCACGGGCCCUAGGUGUAAACCUUUACUUUCUGAUAUGCGGAGGAGUUCCAUGUCUGCAGUGGAUACUGAAAGGUUAAAAAUCAACAGUGAAAUUUUCUGGCUUCUAGAAAGGUUAAGGACUGUGCAGGAGGGGAGAGAGAAACUUAGUAUAUCUGUUGAACAUCGUGAAAGGGAAAGAGUACAGAUGGAACUUUUGGAGAAUAUUGUACGCCAGCUUCACGAGAUUCGUCAGUUAACAGAACCAGGAAAGGCUGUGCGCCAAGCUUCUCUGCCCCCUCCAUCCUCUAAGGGCAUGUCAAAGAAAAGGCGGUGCCGAAGUGUUUCCUCAGGACUCCAGAUAAGCUCCUAUGAAUAGUAGUUUAUGGACAUGAACAAUAUGCUGAUGUACAUUUCCUUUAUUGCUAAAACAUUUGCAUGUUUCCUUAAAAUAGAAUAUGGAGGUCGGUUUCUGUUAACGAAGCAUCUUGGUUGAUUCUGUGCUGGGACAAAUAGGAUGGUAAUGAAGAGUUGUAGAGGAUAGGCGAGUUUCUUUCUCGAAGCUUUGUAUAGUCACACUCGCUAUUUAGUAGCCCUGUAUGUACCGGUAUCAGUAGCUUGGUCGACGAUGAAAAGAUUAUGAAAAAUGAUUUCAAGACUUCGAGAAAAAUGUGAAAUUCCAAUUUACGAAUUUCAAUAAGCAGCAUUUUCCUCCAUUUCAAGACUUAUCCGGACGAAAUGCAAUGCAGUGAAGUGAAUGAUC